AGUCGUCCCACCGUAGAGUCGCCAUGUCUUUCAUCCUCAUGAAGAAAAAGAAGUUUAAGUUCAAAAUAGACUUUGACUUGGAGGAGCUGUCGUCGGUUCCUUUCGUAAACGGAGUUUUAUUUUGUAAAGUGAGACUCUUGGACGGAGGCUUUGCACAGGAGUCGUCUCGAGAGCCUGUCCAAGCCAACUGUGUGCACUGGAAGAAAAGGUUUUCUUUCAUUUGUAAGAUGAGUGCCAACGCAGGGACGGGGGUGCUGGACCCCUGCAUGUGCCGAGUGUCGGUACGAAAGGAACUCAAAGGGGGAAAGUCUUUUGCAAAGCUUGGAUUUGCCAACUUGAACUUAUCAGAGUUUGCUGGGUCUGGCAGCACUGUGCGACGGUGUCUGCUAGAGGGAUAUGACACCAAGAACACCAGACAAGACAACUCCAUUCUAAAGGUUGUUAUUCACAUGCAGCUAAUGUCUGGAGACCCCUGCUUCAAAACUCCGCCGUCUACAGCCAUGACUCUGGGAAUCCCACCAGCAGAGGCAGAGGGUCUGCUUGAGGAUAGAAAAGGAGGAGACGUUCGCACAUCACAUUCAGGCGCUGGAACUCCAGUAAAGUCGAGAUCAGUCCCAGAUGAUCUGAUUGCAUUCACCCACUCCAGAACAUCCAGUUAUGCAAGUCAGCUCUCAAAAAUGUCAGGCUAUAGUUCAACCUAUUCAAGCUCCACAGAUCUGAGCCACAGGCGGAACGGUUCAGGAGGUUCUGCCUCCACAGGCAUCGGUAGCAUCGAGCCCGGUGAUCAGCAGGGGGAGAGAGGAGAGAAAGAAAACAGGACCACUCCCACUUCCACAGGCUCUCCAACCUGUUAUUUUGCAUGUGAAAAACUCUCCACGCCAAAUAGAGCUUACAGACCUCCAGUAAAACAGAACUCGGUGGAGAAUCAGCUAAAGCGAGUCGAUGCCACGCGGGUGGACGCCGAUGACAUAAUAGAGAAAAUCCUGCAGGGCCAGGAUUUCAGCCAUGGCUUCUUGGAUUCCAGUGCAGAGGAGGAGGGGCUCAGCUUGUUUGUUGGACCCGGUGGAAGCACAGCUUUGGGAAGCCAACACAUGAGGGUCGUAACCGGAGCCUUCGAACAGGUGGUCAUCAAGCAGUAGGCUUUAGCAGGCAUGCGUCUUAAACAAGAGGAACUACUUCUCCGGGGAAAAAGCAGCAUGGCCGAGCAAAGGAGGUGCCAACUGAACUUACUCCUAUCUGACAUCAGGAGAUUUUAUUUCUGUUAUGCAACAUUUCCCCACAUGACCUGUGCAGCAUCUGUUGGCCAUGAAAGCCCCCUGGUGUUCAAAAUGUGGAGCUGAAGGACAUUAGUGAAACUUUUUGUGCGCUGAUCACUUUCUUUCAUCUUCCGUAGAAGGACGUUUGGUUCAGACUCUCAGCAUUUAGCUCUUUGAAAUUUGGAACUCAAAUGUUUGUCUGCCCAUUCAGUGAUUUUUUUGUUUGUUUAUUUGUUUCAUUUUAAACAAAAUGUCACUCCCUCUGCACAGAGAGACCUGUAUGUAGCAUUAAGCAUUAUAUUUAGUAUUUAAAGCUUUAAAAAUUCUAACUGUCAGAGCUUUAUGCUGGAGUAACGUGCCAUUUAAUCUGUAAUGUUAAAAUGUUUAGAUUUUUGUCUUUGGUGGGAAUUGCAAAGUGGCAUUUCUUUUUUUUUUUUUUUUUUUUUUUUGUCAUGAUCAAAACUGACAGUAAGAUGCUUAUUCACCUUUGUUGCAAGAUAGCUAUUUUUAAGUAGCACAGCUUGGUAAAACUGAACACCUCUCACCUGGUUGUGAAGGAGGACGACAGCAGUUAAAAAUAACCAAAAGGUUCGUUCGUUCAGUUUGUUUUGUUGCAGAAGUAUAUCUGUUUAGUCUCUAAAGUUAUGUUUAAUAGUAUAUUUGUGUAAAGUAUUGAAAUGUGAUGUUUUAAAUGCAUCAGAGCCGAAUGUAAAGGUUGUAGAAAAAAAAGAGAGAAAUGAAAGUCAUGUCUGUUUUAUUCCAUGUUGUCUUAAUUUUACUGUAAGAUUUUUUAAAAGGAAAUGUAAAACUAUAUUGAA
This is a messenger RNA of Poecilia latipinna (sailfin molly), 2074 nucleotides long. Its product is annotated as protein FAM102B-like. The transcript is spliced from 11 exons. Lineage: Eukaryota; Metazoa; Chordata; Actinopteri; Cyprinodontiformes; Poeciliidae. Bases 24 to 1139 code for a protein of 371 amino acids. The record is from RefSeq and is a predicted model, not a curated record.